Molecule: messenger RNA, 1158 nt
Organism: Pectinophora gossypiella (pink bollworm)
Lineage: Eukaryota; Metazoa; Arthropoda; Insecta; Lepidoptera; Gelechiidae
Gene: Dak1
Product: UMP-CMP kinase
Exons: 1
Coding region: 105-746 (213 amino acids)
Biological process (GO): 'de novo' pyrimidine nucleobase biosynthetic process; UDP biosynthetic process; CDP biosynthetic process
Cellular component (GO): nucleus; cytoplasm
Molecular function (GO): ATP binding; UMP kinase activity
Source: RefSeq, a predicted model, not a curated record
AAUUGUCAGAUGUACGUCAGUCAAGAAAUCCACCAAGGUCACAGCUGUGCGCAUGUUUUAUAAAAUAAUCUUAUCCAGUUAAGAGAAAUUAGUCGUGGCGUUUAAUGCUUUACCGUACCUUGCAGUCGUUUUCCAAGUACGUGAACAAAAUGGUUCCUGAAGUUGUAUUUGUGCUUGGAGCGCCCGGAGCCGGUAAAGGUACCCAGUGUACUUAUAUUUCCAAAGAAUAUGGUUUCGUGCAUCUUUCUGCUGGAGAUUUGCUGCGUGAGGAGCGUCAGAGACCGGGCUCGGAGUACGGCGAGAUGAUUGAGGAGAAAAUCCGUAACGGGCAAAUCGUUCCGGUGGAGGUUACGUGUUCGCUGCUCCACAAGGCCAUGCAGAAGUCCGGCAAGUCCCGCUUCCUUAUAGACGGCUUCCCUCGUAACAAAGACAACUUGGAGGGCUGGGAACGCACAAUGUCUGAUAAAACGAAGCUUUUAUUUGUUUUAUUCUUUGAAUGUUCACAAAGUAUGUGCACUGAGAGGUGCUUGGGAAGAGGCGCGGCUGGCAGUGGCCGCUCCGACGACAACCUCGACAGUUUGAAGAAGAGGUUUAACACAUACCUCAAUGACACCAUGCCCAUCAUCCAGCAUUAUGAAGCUCAAGGCUUGGUCCGUAAGAUUGAUGCAGAGAAAUGCCCCGAUGAAGUGUUUGAGAAAGUCAAAGAAGCAUUUGAUGAAAUUGGACUGAAAACUAUAGUAUGUUAACUUAUUAGCCAGUUAAAUAGGUCAAUCUUAUAGGGUAUUGUGGUCAUAUUGAUAUUGGCGUUGUCAUGUGUUAGGAAUUAUAAUUUAUUAAGGUUUCCUGGUGUACCUUUGAAUGUAUACAUACAAGCUUUAACUGCCUGUUAAUCUACUUGAAAUCAUUUAGAUACUUAAGUAUAUUUUCUAAGUGGUCAUGUCUGAAGUAUUGUGAAUAUUUUAUCAUUCAUUCUGCAAUUUUUUUGAAAUUACUGUAUCUAUUAUACUUCUUUAUUAUACAAACAAUGAUGUAUUUCUUAUACUGCCCAGUUUCAACAACUGAAUUUGAAAUGAUUCCAAACUAAGAUUAAGAAAUGAAAAUCUUAAGUUAAUUUUUUGAUUGAGAAAAUUUGAAUGUUCCUUCAUAAGUGACUUAUUA